This is a messenger RNA of Daucus carota subsp. sativus, 955 nucleotides long. Its product is annotated as NDR1/HIN1-like protein 13. Gene Ontology annotation, cellular component: plasma membrane. NCBI's taxonomy places the organism in Eukaryota, Viridiplantae, Streptophyta, Magnoliopsida, Apiales, Apiaceae. The record is from RefSeq and is a predicted model, not a curated record. The coding region runs from base 52 to 816 and encodes 254 amino acids. The transcript has a single exon.
UUCACUACAUUUCCAUAACUUCACUUUUCACGAGCUCAUUCUCUCUUCACUAUGGCUGAAAAAGUCCACCCUGGCGUUGACUCACCGCCUCAUUUGCCACCGCCUCAGUCGAAACAUGCCGCUGCUCCGGGGAGCACUUAUGUUAUUCAGCUUCCGAAGGACCAAAUCUACCGCCGUCCGCCGCCGGAGAACGCCGAACGCAUGAAAAAGCUCGCCAAAACCAAUCGCCGCCGCAGCAAUCGCCUCUGCAGGUGCCUCGGCUACACUCUCGCCGCCGCGAUUCUCCUCCUUAUCCUCCUCGGAAUCGCCGCCGCGGUGUUUUACUUCGUCUACAAGCCGGAAUCGCCGAAGUACACCGUCGAUUCGAUCGCAAUCACCGGCUUCAAUCUCUCUUCAUCUCGACCUAUGUCGCCGGAGUUCGACGUCAGCAUCAGCGCGAACAAUCCGAACGACAAAAUCGGAAUCUACUACGAGAAGAAAAGCUCCGUACAAGUCUACUACUCCGACGAUCGUCUCUCCGCCGGAGUUCUCCCCGUCUUUUAUCAGCCGGUGAAUAAUGUAACGGUUUUCAAAACGGCUCUAAGAGGAAACAACAUUGUGUUAUCACGUGCCGAUCAUUCAGAACUAUUAACGGCGCAAACGGAGAAGAAAGUACCGUUAAAGUUAAACUUGAAAGCGCCGAUCAAAAUAAAAGUAGGCGGCGUUAAAACGUGGACGAUAAACGUGAAAGUGAAGUGUGAUUUGACGGUGGAUAGUUUAACGGCGAAAUCAAAGAUAGUUUCAAAACAUUGUGACUAUAGUGUUAAGUUGUGGUAGACUACUACUAACAUUAUUUAUUUGGAUUGGUUGUUUUUCAAACGGUUCCAAGUCAAAUUACACACAAUUUUAUUGUUUGUUUAGGUGGCGUUUGUGCAUGUAUUGUGUUAUUAUAUAGUUGAUCGUUGAAUUGGUUUUA